Canis lupus familiaris (dog) is the source of this 2111-nucleotide messenger RNA. It is a transcript of the gene ZBTB12, whose product is annotated as zinc finger and BTB domain containing 12. The transcript is spliced from 2 exons. Bases 440 to 1819 code for a protein of 459 amino acids. NCBI's taxonomy places the organism in Eukaryota, Metazoa, Chordata, Mammalia, Carnivora, Canidae. Gene Ontology annotation, biological process: regulation of transcription by RNA polymerase II. Gene Ontology annotation, molecular function: DNA-binding transcription factor activity, RNA polymerase II-specific; RNA polymerase II cis-regulatory region sequence-specific DNA binding; protein binding. The record is from RefSeq and is a predicted model, not a curated record.
AAGGGAAGCAGGGGAUUUUUCACCUGGAUUUGGAUGGAUUGGAAGUGAGUGUACUAGGAUGGGGGGGAGGGCAAUCUUCAGGAGGAAGCUGUGGAGACUGCAGGUUACUUUGGGAGUGACAGAAAGGGACGUUUUGUUUAGGGCGGUGCAGCUCUGACCUUGCCAGGCCCAUGGAGGAGCAGGAAUGGGAGGAACAGCUGCAGUCAGGAAGAUUAAAGACGGUAAAAUCGUCCUGAUAUAAAUAAUCGCAUAAUCAGAAGAAUUAAUACCAGGGCUAAUUGUACAGUAGGGAGGAAAUGGGCAAGGUUAUCGACGGUGCGUACAACUGGAGGACGUCUGAUUUGGCAAGAAGUGGGAUCAAUCCUGAGAAUGGAGGGGAAGGUCGGAGAGGGGUGAUGUUACACAACUUUGAGAAAGAGGGUUGCCCACCCCUGCCACAAUGGCCUCUGGGGUGGAAGUCCUGCGCUUCCAGCUGCCCGGCCACGAGGCCGCUACCCUGCGGAACAUGAACCAGCUCCGCGCAGAGGAGCGGUUUUGCGACGUGACCAUUGUGGCCGACAGCCUCAAGUUCCGUGGCCACAAGGUCAUACUGGCCGCGUGUUCGCCUUUCCUGAGGGACCAGUUCCUGCUGAACCCCAGUUCCGAGCUGCAGGUCUCACUGAUGCACAGUGCGCGCAUCGUGGCGGACCUGCUCCUCUCCUGCUACACCGGUGCGCUGGAAUUCGCUGUCAGGGACAUCGUCAACUACCUGACGGCUGCCUCCUACCUGCAGAUGGAGCACGUGGUGGAGAAAUGCAGGAACGCCCUCAGCCAGUUCAUUGAGCCCAAAAUAGGCCUCAAAGAGGACGGGAUCAGUGAUGCCAGCCUUGUGAGCAGCGUCAGUGCCACCAAAUCCCUCCUCCCUCCUGCCAGGACCCCAAAGCCAGCCCCCAAGCCUCCACCCCCACCCCCUCUGCCCCCUCCACUCCUGAGGCCUGUGAAACUGGAGUUCCCUCUGGAUGAGGACCUGGAGCUGAAGGCCGAGGAAGAAGAUGAGGAUGAGGACGAGGACGUGUCUGACAUCUGCAUCGUCAAGGUGGAGUCGGCCCUGGAGGUGGCCCACCGGCUCAAACCUCCUGGAGGUCUGGGGGGAGGCCUGAGCAUCGGAGGCUCCGUGGGCGGCCACCUGGGAGAGCUGACCCAGAGCAGCGUGCCCCCCAGCACUGUGGCCCCACAGCAGGGUGUAGUGAAAGCCUGCUACAGCCUCUCAGAGGACGCAGAGGGGGAGGGUUUGCUGUUGAUCCCUGGAGGCCGGGCCAGCGUGGGAGCCACCUCAGGCCUGGUGGAGGCAGCAGCGGUGGCCAUGGCUGCCCGGGGGGCGGGGGGCAGCCUGGGGGCAGGGGGCAGCCGGGGACCCCUGCCUGGGGGCUUUUCCAGUGGAAACCCCCUAAAAAACAUAAAGUGCACCAAGUGCCCGGAAGUAUUCCAGGGUGUGGAAAAGCUGGUCUUCCACAUGCGGGCGCAGCACUUCAUCUUCAUGUGCCCGCGCUGCGGCAAGCAGUUCAACCACAGCAGCAACCUCAACCGCCACAUGAACGUGCACCGCGGCGUCAAGUCGCACUCGUGUGGCAUCUGCGGCAAGUGCUUCACGCAGAAGUCCACACUGCACGACCACCUCAACCUGCACUCCGGAGCCAGGCCCUACCGCUGCUCCUACUGCGACGUGCGCUUCGCUCACAAGCCUGCCAUUAGGCGGCACCUCAAGGAGCAGCAUGGCAAGACCACAGCGGAGAACGUGCUGGAGGCCAGCGUGGCGGAGAUCAAUGUCCUCAUCCGCUAGAGCUAGCAGAGCAGGCUCCAAGGCCCAGCGGCGUGGGGUGGGGGGGUCCCUGGGCUGAGUGUGAAGGGAGCUCCCUGGCCCAGGAGAAUAGAAUAGGGGAUGGGAGGGUUGGGAACAGGCAGGUACGCUGGGGAACCCUAGCAGACACAUCCUGAGAGAGGGGCCGAAGAUUCCUUGGACAGAAGACCCUGCCUUUUCAGAAAGAAAAAAAAAAAAAAAAAAACGAAUGAGAGAGGGUUCUUUGAGAAGGCCAAGGCAAUAUGGGCUCCCAGAGAAAAAUUUUCUUCUCUUA